GCAUUAUUACGUCAAAACAAAAAUUCGUAUAUUAGGUUGAAAUUAAAUUAAUAUUCGCACAAGUUGCAAGACAGCAACAACGAUUGAUUAACUUUUGAGGAUCAAUAGAGUGAUUUGAUAAACGUUGGUGUGUUGGGACUGCCAACGAUGCAACAAUUGUUUUAACAAGUCGCGACCGACAAGGAAGAUUAGAAUAUCCACAGUAUUCAAAAUUUUCAGUCCAACAGCAACGUCAAGUUCAAACUGCAUGCUCUCGGAUAUUUUUGUAUUCGGCUGGAUUUCGCAUUCCAACACGCGAGCAACAACUCACCACAGUGUCGGUUGCGCAUACGCAUAGAGCUACUUGCGCGGACAGUGGUAAUAUCGUUUAACACUUUGAUAAAGUUGCUGGAGUCGGACACAAGCUGCGCGCUCUGCGAUUAGCUAAUUGCUGCUUUACGUCUUGUCGUCGUUGUUGCUUCAUCAAUUCGCGUGCAAGUAAUCUUUUAUUGAAACAAACUAAGGUUUGAUCUUGGCGCGCGCGCUUGUUGUUAAAUGUGUGUAUUGUCGCCUUAGCAAGCCAAGCAAAAUCCUGUGCAUAAUAAAAAUAAUAAUGCCGGUUUGCGAGACUUAAAAAUUUUUCUGAAUAUAAACAAACUCAUCAGGCUUAAAAGAGCUCUGAGGGUAAACUGAAAUCACAUCCAAUUGUUAACAACAAUAAUAAAUUGUAAUAAAAAUUUAAACACUUAAACAAAACUAAAUAUAAACUAAAUAAUACUAUAAAAUGGCCUGCUUGAGCACUUCCGGUCGAGUCGUGUGCGCUACGCGUCGUCAACAAGCUCACAAGUUUAUCUGUCGACUGUUCCUGAAUCAUAGUUUGAGACGGCAGAGCAGCAUCUUUGCGGGAAUAAUAGCUCCAGUGCAAGGAGUCAAGGAGGCGAAGCUGCCACAGGAAGCUCAACAACGUCGCUUUCAUGGAUUGAGCUUCAGCAUCGCCCAGGAUUACCUUAGCUUGACGCAAAGCCCACAUAGCUGCAGACAGAAUUCGCGUUACACACAUAGUAAGAUAAAUGUCCGGAAGCAUAGCUCGGUGCACACACAACAACCAGCUGGACCCGUCAGAGAAAUACAGAUUGAUCCAUAUAUAAUACUUGACGAUGAGCUCAAGUAUUUCUAUGACGAUGUCAGAGACCUGCUUCAAUCGGGAACGUCACAGCCAGAACUGGACACAAUUGCGUGCUAUUACUUUGAUGGGCAGGGCAAGGCAUUACGUCCCAUGGUGACCAUGCUGAUGGCCAAGGCGUUAAACUAUCAUCUGAACAACGAGUCGCACCAAUUAGUACACAAACAACGUCAGAUCGCCCUGUUCUCCGAGAUGGUGCACUCGGCCAGUUUGGUGCACGACGAUGUUAUCGAUCAGUCGGACUUUCGGCGUGGCAAGCCAAGUGUGAAUGCACUCUGGAAUCACAAAAAGGUCACAAUGGCUGGUGACUACAUCUUAUCGAUUGCCUCGAUUAUGAUAGCGCGUCUGCGCAGCGAUGAUGUGACGAUCGUAUUGAGCCAGAUCUUGACGGAUUUGGUUCAGGGCGAGUUUAUGCAACUCGGCUCAAGAGAAACUGAGAACGAGCGAUUUGCACAUUAUUUGACCAAGACGUACAGGAAGACAGCUUCGCUAAUUGCCAAUGCAUUAAAAGCGACCGCCGUCAUCGCGCAGGCCGAUGAUAAUUUGGCCGAGGUGGCCUUCCAAUAUGGACGUAAUAUUGGCCUAGCCUUUCAACUGGUGGAUGAUAUGCUAGACUUUGUCUCGUCCACAGAGCAAAUGGGCAAACCAACUGCAGCGGACUUAAAACUGGGCCUAGCCACAGCGCCUGUACUCUUUGCAUGCGAAAAGUACCCUGAGCUGAAUCCCAUGGUUAUGCGUCGCUUCAGUGAGCCUGGUGAUGUGGAGCGGGCAUUUGAACUGGUACACAAGUCUCAUGGAUUGGAGCAAACCCGCUUUCUGGCAAAGAAGCAUUGCAACGAAGCCAUACGAUUAGCACAAGAGCUGACGGAGUCACCUUAUCAGAAGGGUCUGCAGAUUGUUGCUGAUUUGGUCAUAAAUCGCAUGAAAUAGACGCAAACCAUAUACAAAUUAUAUAUAACAUAAAACAUAUA
Molecule: messenger RNA, 2133 nt
Organism: Drosophila busckii
Lineage: Eukaryota; Metazoa; Arthropoda; Insecta; Diptera; Drosophilidae
Gene: qless
Product: decaprenyl-diphosphate synthase subunit 1
Exons: 9
Coding region: 764-2092 (442 amino acids)
Biological process (GO): isoprenoid biosynthetic process; ubiquinone biosynthetic process
Cellular component (GO): transferase complex; mitochondrion
Molecular function (GO): prenyltransferase activity
Source: RefSeq, a predicted model, not a curated record